AUGCAUGUAGGUACACUAUACACUGUGACCAUCGCAUCUGCACCGCAAGUCCAACAGCAUACACCGGCUCCCCACGUGCCGGUGCGCCCUCCGGCUCCUCCGCGGCCACCUCGCCCCCUGCCUGGGCCUCCCUCCCCGCCUCGCUCAGUCCCUCCCGAUCGACCACAAGCCAACAAACCACCGACCCGCCAUCAAAACCUUAACAUCCUACAACUCAACAUUGACGGCCUACGCACCAAGCAUGCCCUAUAUAGAUCCACCUCCCCAGAUAUCACCUUCUGCUCCCCAUCACUAUCGCACAGGAUUUCCUGGAGAGCAGAAACAGACCUCUCAUCUGACCACUUACCCAUUAUCAUCACACUGCCUUCCACCAAAGGCACCAAUUUUCACACAUCACAAACCAUUCGCAACUACAAUAGAAGCUCCUGGGAAGAAUUCGCCAGGGAAACGGAGGUCCGCUUCCAGGAGCUGAACACACAACCCAUCACCAACAUCGACCACACCCUCACCCACUUCAACACCAUCAUCGCCGAAGCUGAUAAGAAACAUGUCUUCAAGGGAAACAGGAAGAAGUACAACCCCAAUUUCACACCUGACAUCUCUCGUCUCAUCAGAACACGCAACAACUUACGAUGCACACCAACACCACACUCACAGGCAACUACAGACCACAUCCACGAACUGAAUGAACAAAUCAAAACCUCUAUAAGGAACAGACAGAAGCAACGCUGGGAGGAGUUCGUGGCGACACUAGACCACAGGACCAAUUCCUCCAAACUAUAUAGAACAAUCCGCAGCCUCACUAACUCCAACAGUGGACUCACCCCAUCUCAUUCGGCGGGUCAGGCUGCGGCCAAGGCAGAGGCAGCGAGACGGCAGAAGGAGGAGCAGGAGGCGGCUGAGGCUGCGGCCAAGGCAGAGGCAGCGAGACGGCAGGAGGAGGAGGCGGCUGAGGCUGCGGCCAAGGCAGAGGCAGCGAGACGGCAGGAGGAGGAGCAGGAGGUGAGGUGGUGGUGGUGGUUGGUGGUGGUGGUGACUGAAGCGUCUUCGCAGGCUCAUGAAGCGGCCCUGGCCUCGCUCCGCGAGGAUCAUAAAGCGGCCCUGGCCUCGCUCCGCGAGGAGCACGAAGCGGCCCUGGCCUCGCUCCGUGAGGAGCAUGAAGCUGCCCUGGCUUCGCUCCGUGAGGAGCAUGAAGCUGCCCUGGCCUCGCUCCGUGAGGAGGUCGAGCGACUCCAGCUGCAGCUACGAGAGAGAGAAGCGUUGAUCAAGGAGCUGCAGCAAAAACG
Molecule: messenger RNA, 1286 nt
Organism: Hyalella azteca
Lineage: Eukaryota; Metazoa; Arthropoda; Malacostraca; Amphipoda; Hyalellidae
Exons: 3
Source: RefSeq, a predicted model, not a curated record